Blastomyces gilchristii SLH14081 is the source of this 543-nucleotide messenger RNA. RefSeq lists its product as uncharacterized. Bases 1 to 543 code for a protein of 180 amino acids. The record is from RefSeq and is a predicted model, not a curated record. The transcript has a single exon. Lineage: Eukaryota; Fungi; Ascomycota; Eurotiomycetes; Onygenales; Ajellomycetaceae.
AUGUGGCAACUCUUUCGAUCAAACCACGCUGAGGAGUUACUUAUUCCUGUAGCAAUACGUCUUGCCCAAACGUUUGAACAGAGGGAGCAAAAACCAAAAGCAGUCAAGUUGCUUCAGGCAAUCUGGAAUGACAAGCAUCCAUUCGCAAGGAGGCAACCCUUUUCAACAGCCGCCGUUCUGAGGUUCAGACUAUGGGCAACAAUGCUAACUUACACUCCUGCCCCCCCUCCAACACUGUACCCCUUGGGGAACCGAUUGAUUGGCUUACUUGGCCAAGAUCAUCCCAGUUUCUCAUUACUGCAGGAGGCGACUUCUAAGGCGAAGCGGGAAUUUAAUUCUUUGCCAGUGGUGAAGAUUGGGCAGCAAAGCUUGUCCAACUUUGAGGGCCUUUUCUUGUCUGACACAGACUUCGAAGAGGACGGGAUCCAGUUUGUUUAUCGCCGUGAAAAGCGCAAUAAAGGCCAAAUUCCACGAAGAAAGCCAACUUGGCUGGAUCCCAUCCCGGUGCUGGUGAGGGUUAGAGAAGAUUUUGAUUUGGAGUGA